Messenger RNA from Cucurbita pepo subsp. pepo (vegetable marrow), 1560 nucleotides. RefSeq names its product ADP/ATP translocase 1, mitochondrial. Gene Ontology annotation, biological process: mitochondrial ADP transmembrane transport; mitochondrial ATP transmembrane transport. Gene Ontology annotation, cellular component: mitochondrial inner membrane. The record is from RefSeq and is a predicted model, not a curated record. Gene Ontology annotation, molecular function: ATP:ADP antiporter activity. NCBI's taxonomy places the organism in Eukaryota, Viridiplantae, Streptophyta, Magnoliopsida, Cucurbitales, Cucurbitaceae.
UGCAUUAUAAACCCUAAACUGAUACAGAUCUAAGCCCUCUCUUGGUCUGCAGUAUUCGCUUUUUUCAAACGCGACAUUGUAGCCGCGGCGGACUCCUCCAAAAUUCCCUCGCGGCCAUCAGUUUCCUCCUAAGGGAAGUAGACAUGGCCGAUCAGGUUCGACAUCCCACCAUCCAUCAGAAGGUUGCUGGUCAGCUCUCCCUUCAGUCUGGGGUUGCUUCAGGUUUCCGAGCUUGUGAUGAUGGCUUCAGGAACCCUGCACUUUACCAGAGACGUGCAUCAAUCAGCAAUUAUUCAAAUGCUGCUUUUCAAUACCCUGCUGUGCAAUCCUGCGUUGCUACAACUGAUCUUUCUAGGGUUGCCUCUACUGCCUCCCCCAUUUUUGUUGCGGCCCCUGCUGAGAAAGGAAACUUUAUGCUUGAUUUUCUCAUGGGUGGUGUCUCUGCCGCUGUAUCCAAGACUGCCGCUGCCCCAAUUGAACGUGUCAAGCUCUUAAUUCAAAACCAGGACGAGAUGAUUAAAGCUGGACGUCUGUCUGAGCCAUACAAGGGUAUUGGUGAUUGUUUCAAGCGUACAAUCCAAGAUGAGGGUUUUGGUUCAUUGUGGAGAGGAAACACUGCCAAUGUUAUCCGUUAUUUCCCCACUCAAGCAUUGAACUUUGCAUUUAAAGAUUACUUCAAGAGGCUGUUCAACUUCAAGAAAGAUAGAGAUGGUUACUGGAAAUGGUUUGCUGGUAACCUGGCAUCAGGUGGUGCAGCUGGUGCCUCAUCCCUUCUUUUCGUUUACUCUCUUGACUAUGCUCGUACCCGAUUGGCAAAUGAUGCCAAAGCUGCGAAGAAAGGUGGUGGAGGAAGGCAAUUCAAUGGACUGGUUGAUGUUUACAGGAAGACAUUGCAGUCCGAUGGUAUUGCUGGUCUUUACCGUGGAUUUAACAUUUCUUGUGUUGGUAUCAUCGUGUACCGUGGUCUAUACUUCGGAAUGUACGAUUCCUUGAAGCCCGUUCUUUUGACCGGAAAGUUGCAGGAUAGCUUCUUCGCUAGUUUCGCCCUUGGUUGGCUGAUCACCAACGGUGCUGGGCUUGCAUCAUACCCAAUUGACACUGUUCGUAGAAGAAUGAUGAUGACAUCUGGUGAAGCAGUGAAGUACAAGAGCUCAUUGGAUGCCUUCUCUCAAAUCUUGAAGAACGAGGGUGCGAAGUCUCUGUUCAAGGGUGCCGGAGCUAACAUCCUCCGUGCCGUUGCUGGUGCUGGUGUGCUCGCUGGUUACGACAAGUUGCAGGUUAUCGUGUUCGGAAAGAAAUACGGAUCCGGUGGCGGCUAAGGCGGGCCGUGUCCUCCGUAGUUGGGUUCAGUUUUCAAAGAUUUGGACUUUUUUCCGGCGAUUUAUUUUCGUUUAAUAAUUUAGUUUUGAGGGAGUAAUUCCCGAACUCAAUUUAAUAUCUCCGUUUAAAGGGCUAUAAUUUAGUUUUGGACUGAGAUCAUCCUGAGUUUUUAGAUGUGUUUUAGAAUCUCAAAAUAAUUUCUCGGACAACAUAAUGGAAUUUUAUUCUGUUUUUUUUUUU